AUGUGCUAUGCCCUGGGUGGCAGCUUCCUCACCGACCCCAUCCUCACGGGCACCCGCGCAGCCAGUUUCUCCGGCCGCCUGCCCUCCUCGGGCGGCUCGGGGCCGACAGUAGCCCUGUUCGCCCCGGGCCUCCGCAAGUAUCCCCAGGACGGCAGCAGCAGUGGUGGCGGGGAUCACCCAGCGUUCAGCGCGUCCUCCAGCCAGGCGAGGGCGCUGUUGGCCAGCCUGGGCGCCGAGGCCCUGCUGCUCUCCUCCACACUGCGCCCAGCACCCGGCUCCUCCACCCAUCGGCGACGGCGCAGACCAACGGGCGUUCGGCCUCCUCGCCGUCCCCCACCACCUCCCCCACCGCCACGACCCCUUCCGUGUCCCCCUCCACCUCCCCCUCCACCUCCUCCUCCCCUCUCACCUCCCUCACACUCUCCUCUCUGGGCCUGA
Alosa sapidissima (American shad) is the source of this 438-nucleotide messenger RNA. RefSeq names its product WAS/WASL-interacting protein family member 3-like. NCBI's taxonomy places the organism in Eukaryota, Metazoa, Chordata, Actinopteri, Clupeiformes, Clupeidae. The record is from RefSeq and is a predicted model, not a curated record. Bases 1 to 438 code for a protein of 145 amino acids. The transcript is spliced from 2 exons.